Molecule: messenger RNA, 285 nt
Organism: Bathycoccus prasinos
Lineage: Eukaryota; Viridiplantae; Chlorophyta; Mamiellophyceae; Mamiellales; Bathycoccaceae
Product: nucleosome binding protein
Exons: 1
Coding region: 1-285 (94 amino acids)
Source: RefSeq, a predicted model, not a curated record
AUGGCCAAGACUCCAGCGAAAUCCCCGAAGAAGGUGAAGAAAGUGAAGAAGGUGAAAGACCCGAACGCGCCGAAAAGAAACUUGUCCGCGUACUUUUUCUUCAUGAACGACCAAAGAGCGAAGGUUGUCAAAGCGAACCCGGACAUGAAGGUGACCGAAGUCGGCAAGAAGCUCGGCGAAUUGUGGAGAGCCAUGUCUGAUUCCGAAAAGGUGCCGUACAACAAGAAGGCGGACGCCGAUAAGGUCAGAUACGAGAAAGCGAAGGCUGCGUACAAGCCGAAGUAA